GUUUUGUCGUGUUACAGUAAGACAUCAACUCAACCUAAAUGUGCAAGCAAAGUAAACACAUGGAAUUUGUGACCAGCCCUUUAACGCGUACGCUCCAGCCAAUAAGAAAAGCGUCUGAGGACCACGUGAUUGUUUCAGGAAGAAGUGCAUCCGCUGUCCGCUGCAAGCAUGAUUUUGGACGUGGAUUUACUGACUUAAGAAGAUCUCACGUACUACCCUUAAAGCGCUGAGCAUACAAUGUUAAAAGUGAAAAGAGUUGUUCUGCACUCUCGCCCAGGCAAAAAUGGUCACCCGGUUCCUGGUAAUUUCCGCGUAGAGGAAACUGUAAAAUCCAGUGAACUGAAAGAAGGACAGGUGUUGGUUCGGACACUGUAUCUGUCAGUUGACCCUUACAUGCGUUGUUGCAUGAACGAUGAUACUGGUGCUGACUACCUGUUGCCAUGGAGAUUAGAGGAGCCUGUGGAUGGUGGUGGAGUUGGAAUUGUGGUGGCAAGCAAGAAUGAAGCAUUAUCUGUUGGCAGCAUUGUCACCUCUUUCAGUUGGUCCUGGCAGACUUAUGAUGUGAUGGAUGGAAGUCUUUUACAAAAGGUUAACCCAGAGAUGGUAGAUGGUCACCUAUCAUAUGUUAUGGGAGCAGUGGGUAUGCCUGGUCUUACUGCUCUAUUAGGUGUGAGAGAGAAGGGUCAUGUGAAUCCAGGAACCAAUCAAACAAUGGUUGUCAGUGGAGCAGCUGGUGCUUGUGGGUCGAUUGCUGGACAGAUCGGCAGAUUGGACGGCUGUGAGAGAGUGGUGGGAAUCUGCGGUUCAGACCAGAAAUGCAAGAUCUUGGUGACCGAGUUGGGUUUUACCACAGCUAUUAACUACAAGACUGAAGAUAUCAGCUCAGCUCUGAGGGAACAUUGCCCCAAUGGGAUUGAUAUUUACUUUGAUAAUGUAGGGGGUCCCAUCAGCGACGCUGUUAUAUCACAGAUGAAUACCGGUGGUCAUGUGAUCCUGUGUGGCCAGAUCUCACAGUACAAUAAGGAUGUGCCUUAUCCUCCACCUCUUAGUAAAGAUACCCAAGAUACUUUAUGUCGUAAAAACAUCACAAGGUACAAAACCCUUAAAAGAGGAAAGGAGAGGUUUGUAGUAUUGAACUACAUGGAGAAACAUGAGGAAGGUCUGGUUCAGCUCAGUCACUGGGUAAAGACAGGGCAGAUAAAGGUGCUGGAAACUGUUGUAAAUGGUAUAGAAAACAUGGGAGAUGCUUUUUGCUCCAUGAUGACUGGAGGCAACGUAGGUAAACAGAUUGUCAAAAUUUCAGACUGAGUCAGUCCAUCGGAAGGUGGUGUUUUCCCUGAGCCCUUGGAUACUCAUUGGGCCUAUGAGCAAGGAACUUGGCUGCUCUAAACGCUUGUCCUGUAAUAAGUGUACUGUCGAUUACAGUAAAACCAUAAGUUCAGCGAGUACUAAGGUUACUAAUUAAGCAUUACAAUGUUUUUCUCUUAAAUGUCUAUUUAAUGUUGUCAAUGAAUAGUUUAAAAAAUAUUUUUUACUGCUAAUAAAAAAAUGAAUUAAAAAAAU
This is a messenger RNA of Misgurnus anguillicaudatus (oriental weatherfish), 1563 nucleotides long. RefSeq names its product prostaglandin reductase 2. Gene Ontology annotation, molecular function: 15-oxoprostaglandin 13-reductase [NAD(P)+] activity. Gene Ontology annotation, biological process: prostaglandin metabolic process. The record is from RefSeq and is a predicted model, not a curated record. Lineage: Eukaryota; Metazoa; Chordata; Actinopteri; Cypriniformes; Cobitidae.